Menidia menidia (Atlantic silverside) is the source of this 1158-nucleotide messenger RNA. NCBI's taxonomy places the organism in Eukaryota, Metazoa, Chordata, Actinopteri, Atheriniformes, Atherinopsidae. The record is from the annotation of a GenBank genome assembly.
CUGCGUUCAGGGUCCGAGGGUUAUAUCAACGCUGGAGCCACGGCGUAGCGCAGUCACACUCCGGGCUCCGUACUCGUGGCUUAUUGGUGCUUUACGCAGGUCUGGCAGCUGUGAUGGACCGCUGGAGAGGCAGGGUGGCCCUGGUGACCGGAGCCUCGGCCGGGAUCGGGGCGGUUGUGGCCAAAGAGCUGGUCCGGCUCGGCAUGAAGGUGGUCGGCUGCGCCAGGAACGUAGAAAAAGUGCAGGAGCUGGCUGCAGAGUGUCAGAGCGCCGGCCACAGCGGCGUGCUGGUGCCCUUCAAGUGUGACCUGACCAAGGAGGAGGAUAUUCUGUCCAUGUUCGCCGCCAUUAAGGCGCAGCACAAAGGCGUGGACGUGUGCAUCAACAACGCCGGCCUGGCUCACCCGGACCACCUGCUGACCGGCAAGACCAGCGCCUGGAGGAACAUGCUGGACUUGAAUGUUCUAGCUUUGAGCAUCUGCACCCGUGAAGCCUACCAGUCCAUGAAAGAAAGAAACGUUGAUGACGGACACAUAAUCAACAUAAACAGCAUCUGUGGACACCAAGUCUUCCCCGUCCCUGACAUACAUUUCUACACGGCCACCAAGUACGCAGUGACCGCCCUGACCGAGGCCUUGAGGCAGGAGCUGCUGGAGGCCAAAACUCACAUCCAUGCCUCAUGCAUUUCUCCUGGUUUGGUGGUGACCGAGUUUGCAUCGCGACUCUACAAGGAAAACAAAGAGAAAGCCGACAAUUUAUAUUCUCAGUACAGGGGUCUGGAAGCAAUAGACGUUGCAAAUGCUGUUACUUACGUCUUAAGUGCACCUCCUCAUGUGCAGAUUGGAGACAUUGUGAUUCGAUCUGUGGAGCAACCCUAGUAGUUUUUCAGCCUAUGAUGGCUGAAUUGGCACGCUCACAAAUCUGUGCGUGAUCUCUUCUCUACAUUUUAAAAAAAGUACUAAUUGUAAACACUAAUCUAAAAUAUGAAAUGUCUUAAUAAAAGCUUUGUUUAAAAGUGGUUUGUUGUAAUUUAGCCUGAUUAUUAAAAGAUGAAGAAAUUACAUUUGGAUCCGCUUAUGACACAACUUGGCCUCUAAUGAAAAUUAGGCAUGCAUCAGUCAUUUUAACUCACCAGCAGAGUUUUCUUUAAAAAACAUC